AUGAUUCGUUCAGUUGGGCUUGCCAGACCGUGUAUUCCUAUAAUGUGCAUGAGAAACUGCACCAAAUCCGCAAUUAAAGUUUCAAUAUCACAAUUCCACUCGGCUUCCAUUGCAGCGAAGAGUCAUAUUAAGCAGCACUCACACCACAACUUCUUAUCAACGCUAGGAUUUGAAGAGCUGUAUCAAAUAAGGUCAAACAUAGAACUACUCAUUCAAGAUUUUGCAAAGAAGAACGUGUCACCGAUUACAUUCAACUUCUUGACGCAAUACAAGCCUCCACUCACUGACAAUGAAAAAUAUGCGCUUACAAUCAAAACAGUCAACUUACUACUGACUUACACAAGUCGUAGACUUGCAGCGAUCCAGAAGCUUCCGUAUAUCGCGGUGGUAAACCCCAAUAUCGAAGAAACGAAUCGAUUGUACUUGAAGACGCUUGAGAGUCUGCUGUCGAUGGAAUAUCCAUACGGGCUGCAUGACCAGGAUACAAUGGUAAGAAAACUGACCGGAUUUCUCGAUGAUCACCAAGACACGCUAGUGACACUUUCCCGCGGAUUUGAGGAGAUCAUGGAUUUCUACCCUAAAGAGUCGGUAUUUGAAUUUCUGAAUCAUCAUCUAAGAGACCGCAUUGCCAUGAAACUGCUGGCAACACAUUACCUGGCCCUAGUACGCCAACGUGACCCAAAUUUACCAACUGUUGGUAUCCUUCAUAAGAAUUUAAAAAUUUCCGAGUUGAUUCGCAGAGUAGAGGAGUUUGUUGGAGACCUCUGUUUUGUCAAAUAUGACCAUCAAGUUCCGGUAAAGAUUUUGGAAGGCGCUGAUGAGACUUUCCCUUGUAUUGCAACUGAUCUGGAGUAUGUUUUGACCGAGAUUCUCAAAAACUCCAGUAGAGCGCAUAUUGAGAACAGUACGCCCCAAAACAAUUUGGUAGAGAAGCCAAUUGAGGUGACAAUAGUUCGGAACGACUGCGAUUUAGAAAUUAGAAUACGAGACUUUGGCGGAGGAAUUCCACCAGAAGUUGAAGACCGCAUGUUCGACUACUCUUACAGUACCGUAGAAGAAAACGCCAAGGACACUGGCAUGAGCGCGUAUGUUAUACCCGGAGAGGACGUCGCGAAUGUUUCAGGCAUGGGAUUUGGACUCCCGAUGUGCAAGGCCUACCUGGAGAUGUUCAAUGGGACCUUAGACAUACAAAGUUUGUGGGGUUGGGGUACCGACGUCUAUAUCAAACUGAAAGGCCCGGACCCAAAAUCCUUCAAAAUAUCUAAUGCUGAGCGGUAA
Messenger RNA from Lachancea fermentati, 1278 nucleotides. The record is from the annotation of a GenBank genome assembly. NCBI's taxonomy places the organism in Eukaryota, Fungi, Ascomycota, Saccharomycetes, Saccharomycetales, Saccharomycetaceae.